AUGGCAAAAUCUCUUCGCUCCAAGCGCAUGAGAAGAAAUCGGGCUUACAGAGCUCAGAAGACAGGCCCAAGGGUGCUGAAACGAAUGGUCGACAGUCUCGAAAAGGCAAAGGUCUUUAAUGAAGCACGAGAGGCGGAGAAACUGAAAGAAGGCGGAGUCGAGAUGGAAGAUGUCACAGAGCAACCAGAAAAGAGCGGAGACGCAGAAAUGGUCGACCCAAACAAAAGCUCGAUGUCGAAACAGGAUUGA
Molecule: messenger RNA, 249 nt
Organism: Oikopleura dioica
Lineage: Eukaryota; Metazoa; Chordata; Appendicularia; Copelata; Oikopleuridae
Source: the annotation of a GenBank genome assembly